Hipposideros armiger (great roundleaf bat) is the source of this 469-nucleotide messenger RNA. It is a transcript of the gene HCST, whose product is annotated as hematopoietic cell signal transducer. Lineage: Eukaryota; Metazoa; Chordata; Mammalia; Chiroptera; Hipposideridae. Gene Ontology annotation, molecular function: signaling receptor binding; phosphatidylinositol 3-kinase binding. Gene Ontology annotation, biological process: positive regulation of phosphatidylinositol 3-kinase/protein kinase B signal transduction; regulation of immune response. The transcript is spliced from 4 exons. Gene Ontology annotation, cellular component: membrane. The record is from RefSeq and is a predicted model, not a curated record. The coding region runs from base 127 to 366 and encodes 79 amino acids.
GAAACAGAUGGUCUUGCCACCAGCAGGGUCACAUCCGCUAUUGCUGCCUCUCUACUCUCCCACUGUUCCUCAGAACAUCUCUGGACCAAAGCCCUUUGCCAGUCCCCUUCCAGCCCCCAGCCCACCAUGAUCCCUCCAGGCAACAUCCUGUUCCUGCUUUUGCUCCCAGUGGCUACAGCUCAGAUAACCCCAGGUUCCUGUUCCGGAUGUGGGCCCCUCUCUCUGCCACUCCUGGCAGGCCUUGUGGCCAUCGAUGCGGUUGUGUCCCUGCUAAUCGUGGUGGUGGUAUUUGUAUGUGCACGCCCACGCAGCAGGCCCACCCAAGGAGACAACAAAGUCUACAUCAACAUGCCUGGCAGAGGCUGAACCCCCUGUAACUGCAAUCUUCAACUUCUGAUCCUCUCGUUCUGGAUUAUGUGUGGUGGCACAGGAAACCCACUCCCCUCUUUGGGUUGAAAUAAAUCAAUUG